AGUCACUAUUAUUAGCAUCGGAAGUGUGUCCUGCUCUUUUGGGACCGUGUGACUAACGCAUCAAGCAUGAUAAAUGGAUAAGUACUUCUUGUUAAAUUGAUCAGUGUUGUUGGCAAAGCGAAGAACAAGCGCGACCACUGCAUCUACACCAACUUCUACAACAAGAACCUCCUUAGUCUAAUCAAUUAGUCUUUUUGAUAGCCAAUGUAAGUAGAAAGAGCUUAAUUUACUUCUCAGGAGCUAGUUCUAAACUCUUAGCCUUAUUUUACUAGUCAAUGUCAAAUUAUAUUACUAAGAAAGGACGAAAAUAAGAGUACUAGAAGCAGACGAGGAUCACAAUGGCGCCUAGUGCUUUGCAGAAGCGGCUCUUGCAGGGUCAGGGGAGCAAGGGGAACAAGAAGGCCAGAACCGCCAGUAUAGGUGAAGAUCUGCUAUCUUCAUCGUCAGACGAUGCGCAUGCUGUUACGGCUUUCCCUAAUCCAUCUUCGGAUGCAUCCAUCCUGGAGGACGGGCUUUACUUCAGAGGGGACGAAAGUGCUCCAGGAUGCAUGUGCUACAAUCUUAAGAUGGAAGUUACUGUUUCGCGAUCGCGCGAUUUGACUCUAAUGCUGCGGGAGCUGGUGGCUCAGGUGUGUCCGGCGCAAGCGGAAUCUCAAUAUUAGGAGGUCCAAAGAUAACUAUAGGGCCACUUAGGGAGCAAUUUUCUCACUUCAGAAAACGAAGCGAAGAGAGGAGAAGGAAACUUGCCUGGGGUCCAGCACACCCUAAAAUAAACACUUGUAUACAACUUAUGGUCAGCUUUUAUCCAUCUUUCUAAGCAUCUUGCUACCCUUUUCUCUUGUCUUUCACGGGAAAGGGGUCCAGAUGGGGGACCGAGAUGAAUAGACACUGAAGCUAAUAUACGCACUGCUCCAACUCCAGUUGUACAACAAAAAGCUACUCCUUCAUCUUCUUCUGUUGUAGUACAACAAAAAGUUACUUCUUCUUCAUGUUCCUCUUCUAGUACAAUAGUACCCGCCCCACCAGCACCACCAGAGGACAAGAAGCUUCAAUGUGGCGGAGAAGGCGAGGAGGAAGGACAGGAAAUCUUCGAGGAGGAUCGAGAUGAACCCAGUAGUCCCGAGGUGACCGCAGGCCUCGAUUCGGAUCAUGGUAUACUUUUUUUUUUUUGGGAGAUCUCAUUUCCGUACUUACUCGCUCACUGCCCUCCUUGUCUAAGUCCUUUCAGUCCGUUCGCCUUGCAUCUUCUUGAAUACUACUACUACAUCUCAUACUAAUCUUUCUGUUCCUUUUUGAUUUUUCAGCACUGAAACCCAAAAGAGUAGCAGCACUUCUUCGGUUCUUCACCACAGGAUUUUUUUUUUUGACAGCACAACUUCUCUGAUUGAUUUGAUUCGCGCACUGACUACCACAGAGCUAUCACAAGCCGAGCAUGAGGCUGAUGUGCGAGCGUUCGCGAAGAGAAACCGGCUCGAGGAUGACACGACGAGUAUGCUCCUCCGACUACCUCCGGAGGAGUAUUUGGAUCUCAUCCUACUCAAGUGUUUAUGAUGUGGUUAUCGACGUUACUGUUUCUGUUGAGUACAACAUCAAGUACAAAUGAACUGACGCCACUAAAGUAUAAUUGGUCGUAUAAUUUAUAUAUAAGUAUGAUUGCGUUAUUAACCUCAACGUUGUCUCUAUCUCUUGACAACGUUGAGGUUAAUAACGCAAUCAUACGCUGGCUUGUUGCAUGUGCCCUACAGACCUGGCAAAGGCAGGGCCCCGCUGCCUUGUUGCGUGUCCCCUACAGGCCUGGCAAGGCUGGCGCCCUCUGGCGUGUUGCGGUACCCGCCAGAGGAGGCAAGGCGGGACCCACCCCCUUGGCGUGCUGCAUGUGGCCAACCAUACAGACCGCGCGAAGGUGGCCAGGCUGGACCCCUCUGGCGUGGUCCACCCCAGAUCCAUCCACAGGGGGGGGGGGCCUCCCUCCCUGGUACAUAUAUAAGUAUGAUUGCGUUAUUAACCUCAACGUUGUCUCUAUCUGUUGACAACGUUGAGGUUAAUAACGCAAUCAUACGACGGCGGGGAAAAAGUUGCCGAGAAGAACGAAACUGAAAAAAGUCAAAACAGUUGUCGGUCACAGAGUGGAGUGGCAAGAUCCAUAGCGGACAUCGGUCUUUACUCAAUGGCACGACUUUACUCAAGUCACCGCCUCGGUUCUUUACGCUGACCUUACCUAGGUCACCCAACAUCCUCGGAGGCGAGCAGGUGCCUGUGAGGCUCGCUGUGAAGGAUUCACAACCUAACCUAACCUAACCUAUGAUUGCGUUAUUAACCUCAACGUUGUCUCUAUCUGUUGACAACGUUGAGGUUAAUAACGCAAUCAUACUUAACGUAGUUCUAGUUGUGUGGUAAACCUCAACUCAACGUAGUUCUAGUUGUCUCAUCUAAUGUCAAACAAAAAGGGCGAAGAUGCGGCCACAUUACGAAAAGCUGGCAAGUUGACGGUCAAAGAAAAUAUCUACUUCACCACUGAGGUAGUAAUAGCAGCUGAGGGUGACCCCGAAAAGAGAAGUGGAGCUAAAAGUAGUUGUAAAAACGAACAAGAGGAGAUAGCAGCAGCAGCAGCAGGAGCGCCGGCGUCUAUUAAGGCAGCCCACAAUAAAUCCUCAGCAUCAUCCUUGGGGGCCCUUUUCAAGAAGAAAAUGCGUCCAAGGAUGGCCUCAGGGAUGCGACGGUCGUGUAGCUCUAAGUCUAGUAGUAGUGGUAUCAUCUCGACGUCGCCGUCAGCGGAACAAGAGCCAGAAGCAAUAAUAGGUCCACAACUGCCACCACAUAUCAUAUCGGCAGGAAGAGGGCCAGGAUUCAGGAAUGCCACAGAUUCCAUUAAGGCUAUCAAGGGAAAGCCAUCGCCACUAGUGGAAGCUGAUGGUGGCUCUUUGCAUGGCGUGAGGUUCAGGCCGAAGCCAGUAGAUGAAGAAACCCGGAAACGUCUCCGGGACCCCACGCUUUUUGAUCCCACGACAUACUUCUCCUUCGUUAUGUUGAAAGUGAUGAAAACAUAAUUAUUAUAUUUAUAGGAUCCUAUUUAGCAUGGCCAUUACUAAUAAUUCUGUACGGCUAUAUAUCUUUUACCUACUAUCCUUCCUUUUUCUUUUCCUAGUUAGCUUGGCUCCACCAGUAUUAUAGGAGUCGCAGAAGUAAUUGAAGUCUUUAUAUUUAUGUAUGAAUAAUUAAAACACCUCGAGCUCGACCUCCUACUUCAAGUCCUCCGAGAGAGGAACUAAAAGAGACUAACCCAGUCUCUAGCGAGAACUAAAAGGUCGAAAAGAACUACAAUAUAUUUAUAAACUGUAAAAACAAAAAGUUAUUUUUCCAUGAUCAUGAUGAUCUCUAAUUUGCAUGGAAACUGGUCAGGAUUCUAUACAAGGAGCCGUCUCAGAGAUGUAUCUGACACGAAUGAAGUGAGACGAAAGCCGCCGACCAAGGAAGAGCUAGAAACAAAAAAAAACGCCUUGGAGAGCUUCAAAAGUCAUAAGCAGUUAUGUUGGCAGGAGGAUGAACAUCCCUCAGACCAUAUAGUCCUAACGCAAAAAAAAAAAAAAAACGUAGACCGAGGUCUGGGGCGAGAGACGGGGAUACCCUGAGCUUGAACUUGACAUGAACACUUUUUUAAGGGUAGGUUAAAGGUGCUUUUCUUACCGCUUUUUAUGCCUCUCCUAAGGGAGAAAGGCAUAAAAAGCGGGGUAAGCAAGCACCAAAAACCUACCUCUAACUUUUCGAAGAUUUUUCAACAGGAUCUUCCGGUUUCUUUUUCCCUCAUAGCCUAGGUGUAUUUUCUAGAGCUAGACAUGUAAAUGUAUGAUUUGUACACUCAAUCAAUCAAUCAAUCAAUCAAUCAAUCAAUCACUGUAGCUGUACUAAGUACAUCUUCUACUGUCCUGCUCUAUAUCUCCUCUAAUACAGAUCACCUCCUGUCUACAUCUAGUAGUACAACACCCGAGUGCUAGUGCUUCUCCUCAAAUAAGAAUUCAAUUGGUCGCCGUUAAUAACGUACUACUUUCACAUUUUGCUUUCAUCCUGCAUUAUAUUUAGGGCCUCAUGUACUAAUUGACCACUACCUUAUAGAACUCUUUCCUAUAUGCGUUUUGCUUUCAUCCUGACGGCAGACCAGGGUCGCAAAACGGGAUAGAGUUUUGUGGACGGCCCACUCAGAGCAGAUGCGGGCAAACCGGAAGCGACUAGGCCUGCACGGUAAGCUCCCUGCAAUUGAAUCAAGCGAUGAUGAAGAAAAAUAGCACUAGACUCUUUCUCUUAGCAGGAUGAUAAAGGUGAUAACGGGACGAGGUCGACGCGCAAUGUGGAUGGUGGAGUUGGAGAUGUUUUGGUUAUAACUAAUUAAAGUAUCAACAUUUAGCAAGGCCAAGGCUAAGGCGAGUAUCCUACUUAUCCAGACUAUCCCAGUUUGUUGUCGUCCUGGCAUGAUCCGGUGGAUAUCGCAACAUGUAGAGAGUAGCUGAGAAUGGCUAGCAGAGAUGCAUCAUGAUGAUUAUAUCAAAAAAAAUGAACCUCGUCCUGAAAUUAUCAAUUGAUGUAAAUGCAUUCAUACCUUCAAGAAGAUGCAAAAAUAUUUUGCCGCGACUCUUAGUUUCACUUUUUCAACCGAAGAUCUUCACACACUUUUUUUUAUACUUGUUCUUCCGCAUCCUUUUGGUAAGAAGUAGAAGGUUUUUCUGGAGGUUAUCGUCAUGCAGAUGAGCCAACAACUUACUCUCUUCUCGACUGUUGAAGAGAACGAGAAGUACUACCUAGAUGAAGUCGUGUUCUUCUACUUUCACCACUGAUUCUUACUUUCGCUUGACCUUCGUUCUUGG
Amoebophrya sp. A25 is the source of this 4856-nucleotide messenger RNA. NCBI's taxonomy places the organism in Eukaryota, Dinophyceae, Syndiniales, Amoebophryaceae. The record is from the annotation of a GenBank genome assembly.